This is a messenger RNA of Antechinus flavipes (yellow-footed antechinus), 3883 nucleotides long. RefSeq lists its product as uncharacterized. Lineage: Eukaryota; Metazoa; Chordata; Mammalia; Dasyuromorphia; Dasyuridae. Gene Ontology annotation, cellular component: ribonucleoprotein complex. The coding region runs from base 40 to 3741 and encodes 1233 amino acids. Gene Ontology annotation, molecular function: RNA binding. The record is from RefSeq and is a predicted model, not a curated record. The transcript has a single exon.
UCUUGUUCUCCGUAACUUGCUAUUCCUGAGGUAAAAAAAAUGGCCUCCCACAAACUUACGGAUAGCAAGGUGGCUCUUGCCGAAGGUGGGGGAGACUAUUCUUCCCUCAUCAGCGCUUUUAGCGCCCUCGGUGACCUCGAGGCUCUGGGUGAACCUCUCGGGCCUAGUAGCCAAAAUAUUCGUGGUACCACCCCACUGAUUGAAACACUGGAGGCGGUCAAGCAGCCCGACCCCCUCGGGGUGAGUAAGGUGACCGAGACUGAAACGAGUGAAUCCAACGAGGUGGCUGAAUCCAUCUGGCCUACAGAGGGGGUAGCUGAACAGAUGGUGUCGAGCGAGGUGGUGGCUGAGUCAACUGGAUCGAGUGAGGUGGUGGCGGAAACGAGCGAGGCAGUGGCAGAACUGAUGGAACCAAGUGAGGAGGUGGUGGAAUCGAGCGAGGGGGUGGCAGAAUCAAGCGAGGCGGUGGCCGUGGAGGAGUCGAACGAGGCGGUGGCGGUGGUGGAGUCAAGUGAAAUGGUGGCAGAACCUAUGGAACGGAGCGAGGAGGUGAUGGAAUCAAACGAGGUGGUGGCGGACUCGAGCGAGGCGAUGGCAGUGGCGGUGGCGGAGUCGAACGAGGCGAUGGCAGUGGCGGUGGCGGAGUCGAACGAGGCGAUGGCAGUGGCGGUGACGGAGUCGAACGAGGCGAUGGCAGUGGCGGUGACGGAGUCGAGUGAGGCAAUGGCGGUGGCCGUGGCGGUGGUGGAGUCGAGCGAGGCGGUGGUGGUGGCAGUGGCGGAGUCCAGCCAGAUGAUGGCGGUGGAGGAGUCGAGCGAGGCGGUGGCGCUGGCAGAGUCGAGCGAGGCGGUGGCGCUGGCAGAGUCGAGCGAGGCGGUGGCGGAACCAAUGGAACCGAGCGAGGCGGUGGUGGAGUCGAGCGAGGCGGUGGUGGAGUCGAGCGAGGCGGUGGUGGAGUCGAGCGAGGCGGUGGUGGAGUCGAGUGAGACGGUCGCGGAAUGCAGUGAGGCAGUGGUGGAGUCCAGUGAGGCGGAAUCGAGCGAGGUGGUGAUGGAAUCGAGCGAGGAGGUGGCGGAACCGAUGGAAUCUAGCGAGGCGGUGGUGGAAUCCAGCGAGUCGGUUAUGGAAUCGAACGAGGCAGUGGCAGAACCGAUGGAAUCGAGCGAGGCGGUGGCGAAAUCGAGCGAGGCGGUGGCGGAAUCGAGCGAGGCGGUGGCGGAAUCCAGCGAGGCGUUGGUGGAAUCGAGCGAGGCGGUGGUGGAAUCGAGCGAGGCGGUGGUGGAAUCGAGCGAGGCGGUGGUGGAAUCGAGCGAGGCGGUGAUGGAACCCAGCGAGAUGGUGGCUGAACCAACGAAACUGAGUGAGUUUACUGAACCAGUGGGACAGAAAGAGCCAGUGGUAGAACUUAAUGAGCCAGUGACAGGAUCUGAUGAGACUGUGACUGAACCUUAUGUAUCUGUGAUGAGAGAAACUAAGCCAGUUAUGGAAGCUAAGGAAGCUCCAAUAGGAUCGGAUAAGACUGUGAUGGGAUCCAGUGUUACUAAGAUGGGACUUAAGGAGCCAGUGGUAGAACCCAAUGUGAUUUGCCCAAAGAAUCAAAGUGAGCCUAGUGGAGAGAGCAAGCCCAAAAGAGAGAACAAACCAAGUGAGCAGAGCAGAAAAAACGAACAGAAUAUGCCAAAAGAGCCUGGAGAGGCGAGUGAGUUGAGUGGGGCAGGAGACAUGAGAGAGACAAGCUCCCCCAUGGAGGCAAGCGGUGGCGUAUUAGAGGCAAGCGGGCAGGCAAACCACAGAUUGGAAGCAGGUGCAAGCGGGACCCUGGAGGCUAGCGGGCCCCAGGGGGCAAGCGAGCAGAAUGGAUCCACUGGGGAGCAAAUGGCGUCCCUCUAUGUAGGUGACCUCCAUCAUGACGUGACCGAAGCAAUGUUAUACCAGAAGUUCAGUCCAGCGGGGCCCAUCUUAUCUAUUCGAGUGUGUAGGGAUAUGAUCACCCGGCGUUCCCUAGGAUACGCCUAUGUUAACUUUCAACAAUCGUCGGAUGCUGAGCGGGUGUUGGAAACCAUGAACCUGGAUGUAAUCAAGGGCAAGCCAGUUCGUAUCAUGUGGUCCCAACGUGACCCUUCACUGCGCAAGAGCGGUGUGGGAAACAUUUUUGUUAAAAAUCUAGAAAAGUCCAUUGACAACAGGGCCCUAUUUGAUGCUUUCUCUGGCUUCGGUCAUAUUCUGUCCUGCAAAGUGGUCAGUGAUGAGAAUGGUUCCAAAGGCUAUGGCUUUGUUCACUUUGAAACUCAAGAGUCUGCUGAAAAAGCUAUAGAAAAGAUGAACGGCAUAGUUUUGAAAGACCUCAAAGUAUUUGUUGGUCGCUUUAAAUCCCGCAAAGAGCGAGAAUUGGAACUUGGAGCUAGAGCUAGAGAGUUCACCAAUGUUUACAUCAAGAAUUUCGGAGAAGACAUGGACAAUACUAGACUUACUGAGCUAUUUGGAAGAUUUGGACAGGCUCUGAGUGUAAAAGUAAUGACUGACGAAAGGGGGAGGUCUAAAGGUUUUGGAUUUGUUAGUUAUGAAAGACAUGAAGAUGCUCAGAGAGCCGUGGAUGAAAUGAAUGGAAAAGAACUCAAUGGAAGACAGAUUUAUGUUGGAAGAGCUCAGAAAAAGGGAGAGAGGCAGACAGAACUGAAACGCCACUUUGAACAGAUUAAACAAGACAGAAUUACCAGGUACCAGGGGGUCAAUCUUUAUGUGAAAAAUCUUGAUGACACUAUUGAUGACGAGCGGUUGAGAAAAGAAUUCUCCCCAUUUGGUACAAUUACAAGUGCAAAGGUCAUGAUGGAAGGAGGACGCAGCAGAGGCUUUGGAUUUGUUUGUUUUUCAGCACCAGAUGAAGCUGCCAAGGCAGUCACGGAAAUGAAUGGCCGGUUAGUAACCAGUAAGCCUCUGUAUGUAGCGUUAGCCCAGCGCAAAGAAGAACGCCAAGCGCACUUGACAAACCAGUAUAUGCGGAGAAUGGCUAAGGUUCAGACCUUUGCCAAUCCGGUGCUCAAUCCCUACCACCAGCCAACAUCAUCUUCCAGCUAUUUCAUGACCACUGUCCCAUCAUCUCAGACCCGCACUUCAUACUAUCCUUAUGGCCAAGUUCCCCAUCUCAGAACAUCUUCUCACUGGGGCCCUCCAGGUGGAAGACUUCACCCGUUUCCGACCGUCUCUGGUGUCGUCCGUCCCGAGGCUCCUAGACCACCAUUCAAUCCUAUGAGAUCUGCUUCGGGCCCGGUUCCGAGAAUGACGACCACCCAGCGCAUCGUCAGUUCUUCAAAUCAGAUGCUUGGGCCUCCACGUCCACCAUUCAUUUCUACUCUGCGUGCAGUUCAGCAAUACAAAUACGCCGCUGGUGUCCGCAAUCCAAAAUGUUUCGAGGUACCGAUGCAAAUCAACCUUCCACAGCCUGCUGUCCAUGCCCAAGAGGUGUUAACUGCUUCCAUGUUAGCAGAUGCCCUUCCCCAGGAGCAAAAACAGAUGUUAGGGGAGCGGCUGUUUCCACUCAUUCAAGCCAUGCAUCCUGCUCUGGCCGGUAAGAUCACAGGCAUGCUGCUGGAGAUCGACAACUCCGAGCUUCUUCACAUGCUUGAGUCUCCCGAAUCUCUCCACUCCAAAGUGGAUGAAGCUGUGGCUGUCCUGCAGGCCCACCAGGCGAAAGAAGCUGCCCAGAAUGAAGCUGAAAAUCCUUCCAGGAUUCUACCAAAUUAAACAAAGUUUAGUAUUCACAAAGCUCAAUACCUGGUUCACUCAAAAGUUCCAAGCACAGAAAAACCUAAGUGUUAGCAAAAACAAAACAAAACAAAACAAAAAAAGCAACCAAGUUUCUACCAAGUUUAAAAAAGAACACAAA